Juglans regia (Persian walnut) is the source of this 2097-nucleotide messenger RNA. Its product is annotated as transmembrane protein 87A. Gene Ontology annotation, cellular component: membrane; Golgi apparatus. The transcript is spliced from 5 exons. Gene Ontology annotation, biological process: transport. The coding region runs from base 264 to 1811 and encodes 515 amino acids. NCBI's taxonomy places the organism in Eukaryota, Viridiplantae, Streptophyta, Magnoliopsida, Fagales, Juglandaceae. The record is from RefSeq and is a predicted model, not a curated record.
CCUCAACAUAGACUUCCUUCCUUCCGAAGUCACAGCUGUUACCUUCAUUUUCUCCAAAAGCUCAACCAUCAACGGUUAUAAAUUAUAAUGGGCCUCCGCCUCACUCUUCUGUUUUCCCAAUCAUUUCCUUAAUCCUACGCUUUUAACCAGUAGUCAGCCAAACAAACCCAAAGUGGAAAACCUGGGACUGACGUCUCUCUCGACAAAGCACUAGCACAGAUCCAGAACUUUCCUCUCUCUCUGGCUCUGAAAGCUUCAAUCCAAUGACGCGGCUCUCCUGUUCCCGUACGGUUGCUGCUCUGCUUUACCUGUGCUUUGCCUGCAUUGGAAUCGAAUCUUCGGUUCAUGAAUACGCCGGCGAGAGAUUCGCCACUAAAGGCAAUGCCUUCGUAGUCCACGCUGGCAGCGAGGGAAUCUACUCUUCGGUCCCUACUCCGAGCGAGACCGACAGCCAGACUUCCACCAAUGGCGAGUCUUACAUACGUUUUGAAAAGGUUACAUUUCGGAGAGACAAGGAAUUUGCGAACUUCAGCUCGGGUCCAGUACAUGCUAUUGUUUUUGAGGUGGAAGAUAGACAAACAAUUGGGGGUUCAGCCUAUGGGGGUCAAAGAGCAGUCUGUUGCUCAGCAGAUCUUGCAAAAUUAGGUGUAUGUUCAGAAGGAGAAAUAAUCCACCGCCCAUCUACAGAGAAUCCUGGCUGGCCCCAAGUGGUUAGCGUCUCAUUUGGUGUAGAGGAACUAGCUGCAAUGUUGCCAUCAAAGUCAAUACAGAUAGCUAAAACUGGGAUGUAUAACAUGUAUUUCAUUCAUUGCGAUCCAAAGCUGAAAGGUUUAGUUGUGGAUGGAAAUACAAUAUGGAAAAAUCCUGCUGGCUACUUACCUGGUCGAAUGGCACCACUUAUGAAUUUCUACGGGUUCAUGUCCUUUGCUUUUCUGAUACUUGGGAUCUUUUGGUUCUCCCAGUAUGCAAGAUUUUGGAGAGAAGUUCUUCCAUUGCAGAACUGUAUCACACUAGUCAUAACGCUGGGCAUGUUUGAGAUGACUCUAUGGUAUUUUGAGUAUGCCGAAUUCAACGAGACUGGAAUCAGGCCAACUGGGAUAACCAUGUGGGCUGUCACUUCUGGGUCUGUUAAGCGUACAGUAGCACGUUUGAUCAUUUUAAUGGUUGCGAUGGGCUAUGGUGUUGUGAGACCUACCCUGGGUGGGCUUACAUCAAAGGUGGUCAUGCUCGGGGUGACAUUCUUUGUGGCAACUGAAGUACUUGAAUUGGUAGAAAAUGUUGGUGCAGUAAGUGACCUUUCAGGAAAGGCAAGACUCUUUUUGAUUCUUCCUGUGGCAGUCUUGGAUGCUUUUUUCAUUCUUUGGAUAUUUACUUCCCUCUCUGCCACAUUAAACAAGCUUCAGGCUAGAAGAAUGCUGAUUAAACUGGAUAUAUACAGGAAGUUUACAAAUGCUUUGGCCGUAGCUGUUAUUGUGUCCGUGGGUUGGAUAUGCUAUGAGCUUUACUUCAAAUCAACAGAUAUUUACAAUGAGAAGUGGCAGACUGCAUGGAUCAUCCCGGCAUUCUGGCAAGCCUUGUCUUUCUCGCUCCUAUGUGUGAUCUGUGCUCUUUGGGCGCCCUCUCAGAGCUCAACACGAUAUGCUUACUCUGGAGAUGCAAGCGACGAGUUUGACAAGGAUGAUACAAACCUGACUCUCAUAAAACCAGCCCCAAUUCCUUCAAAGGAUGUUCGAAGUGUACCUGAAGCUAGACCGGUGCAAGGUGGCAAUGGAGUAUCGAACGGUGAUAUGGAAGAAGAGAAGACUGAGUAAAUUUAAACCCAGUUGCAACUUUGGCUUCAUUGUUGUAAUCCUUCAGCUACUCCCUGAAUUCCCACUAGCAUGUAUACAGAAGUAGGGGUCACGACUCAAUUCCAUGCUGCGAUGAUCACGUGACUUGGACUUUUCUCUUCUUUUUUUUUCCUGUUCCUAAAUUCCUUUGGUAAUUUUGUUGCCGAGUCCUUGUCAAGUUAUUUAAUGGAUUGCUCAAUUAUUGCUGUAACAGAUGAGAAAAUGGAGACUAGUGGUGUUGUUCCUCAAUAUAACGAGGUUCCCGUGA